CCCACAGGGUGCCUAGCACAGGCCCUACAGUUUCAUCUUCUGCAGGUUGGACCAUGGAGAGGAAGCCAGUGAAACAGGUCCUGGGCUCCUGGUUCCUGAUCUACACCUGUGUCUGCUCCUGCAUCUGCUGGGGAGUUUCUGUCCCAGAGCUGGGAGGAGGGCUGAAGGCUGGGACAUUCCUCUGCUUCAGCAACAGUGUUCUCAGGAUUGACUGCCACUGGUCAGCUCCAGAGCUGGACCAGGAAUCCAGGGCCUGGCUCCUCUUUACCAGUAACCAGGCGACUGACAUCAAGCACAGGUGCACCUUCUGGGACAGCGCGUGCACCCUUGAGCUGCCGCCCGAGGAGGUGUUCUUGCCGACUGACAACUUCACCGUCACUUUUCACCGCUGCAUCAUGGGGCAGGAGCAUGUCAGCCUGGUGGACACACAGUACCUGCCGAGAAGACAUGUUAAGCUGGAUCCGCCCUCCGACUUGCAGAGCAAUGUCAGCUCUGGGCAUUGUGUCCUGACCUGGAGUAUCAGUCUUGCUCUGGAGCCGUUGAGCACAUUCCUUAGCUACGAGCUGGCCUUCAAGAGGCAGGAAGAGGCCUGGGAGCAGGCCCGGCACAAGGACCGUAUUGUUGGAGUGACCUGGCUCAUCCUUGAAGCCGUUGAACUGAAUCCUGGUUCCACCUACGAGGCCAGGCUGCGUGUCCAGAUGACUUUCUUGGAGGAUUAUGGUGACAUGGCAGAGGGGGAAUAUUAUAAGAGCCAUUGGAGUGAGUGGAGCCAGCCCGUGGCCUUUCCUUCUCCCCAGAGAUGGACACAGGGCCUCCUGAGCCCUCCGCAGUGGCGGUGGUCAGACAGCAUCCUUGUCGCCGUGUCCAUCUUUCUUCUCCUGACUGGUCUCAUCCACCUUCUGUUCAAGCUGUCACCCAGGGUGAAGAGAAUCUUCUACCAGAAUGUCCCCUCCCCCGCAGCAUUCUUCCAUCCUCUCUACAGUGUGUACAAUGGGGACUUCCAGACCUGGGCAGGGGCCCACAGAGCCGGACUGCAACCAAGACAGGAUGAUGUCAGCACUCCAUCAGGAGGCUCAGAGGCCAGCAUCUGGGAGGCCAUCACGGCACUCACCUACAGCCCAGCAUGCCCUGCACGAUUUUUCAGCCUGAAUUGGGAUAGCACAAGUCCUGGCUUUCCAGGGCCCCUAAGCUCAGAGCAUGUGCUGCCAGCAGGGUGUCUGGAGCUAGAAGGACAGCCAUCUGCCUACCUGCCCCAGGAGGACUGGGUCUCCCUGGCUUCUGCCAGGCCUCCUCUUCCUCCAGACUCCAGCAGCGGCAGCAGCAACUACUGCAUCUUGGACUGCUCUGAGGCGUGCCACCUCGCAGCCUUCCCAGAAUGCACCAAGAGUCCUGAGCUCACACAGGCUCAGCCUGAGGCCCUUCCUGUGUCCAGUAGGGCCUGACACCCAACAAGAGAUGUAGGCAUUUUCCUCCCUCAGACCC
Molecule: messenger RNA, 1482 nt
Organism: Acomys russatus (golden spiny mouse)
Lineage: Eukaryota; Metazoa; Chordata; Mammalia; Rodentia; Muridae
Gene: Il9r
Product: interleukin 9 receptor
Exons: 8
Coding region: 54-1442 (462 amino acids)
Biological process (GO): cytokine-mediated signaling pathway; immunoglobulin mediated immune response
Cellular component (GO): external side of plasma membrane
Molecular function (GO): interleukin-9 binding; interleukin-9 receptor activity
Source: RefSeq, a predicted model, not a curated record